Durotheca rogersii is the source of this 1593-nucleotide messenger RNA. Its product is annotated as YVTN repeat-like/Quino protein amine dehydrogenase. Lineage: Eukaryota; Fungi; Ascomycota; Sordariomycetes; Xylariales; Xylariaceae. The record is from RefSeq and is a predicted model, not a curated record. Bases 1 to 1593 code for a protein of 530 amino acids. The transcript has a single exon. Gene Ontology annotation, molecular function: protein binding.
AUGCAGGAUACCGAUGACGAACUUGAUCUCGCGACCACUGGUCUCCAUCCCAUGGCUCUGAGCAAUGCUAAUCCCAUGUCGCUCGGACCCGAAAACCCACACGUCAUGCAAUUCAUCCAGCUCUGGGAAUGGCAAAGCCAUACAGAUCACCAGCUCCGGGCGAGCGGCCCCGUCCCGCAUCUUCAAGGAAUUCGUCGCUUUGCGAAGGGCGGCCCACGACGGGUUAAUUACAGGCAGCUGAGAGGCGACUAUUUCGACUUUCAGGGCAUCAAUUGGAGGGACCUCGGAGUCACGAGGGGCGCCGCUCGGUUUCGCCGUAUGGCAUCCUUCCAUAACUACGUCAACCGGCCAAAUUCCGACUCGUGGCGGAGUCCAAUGUGCGAUAGGAUGCUACCCCCGGAGGAAAACUAUUUCCGAUUUCAGAGUAUGGAUAUCCGAAAAGACGUGCGGCUGCUACAUUUCCAACUACGGAACAUACUUGGCGUCGCAUCACGCACGAGAGUAUUCUACCCUAGCUUCAACUCGAUCAAGGAACUUGACCCGACCAAGGAGCCCAACGAGGCAAGAGACGGCAACCCUCCAAGAGAGCGCAAUGAAGGGAAGAUAGCGAUGCAGUUCGACAGCCAGACCGCCGCCCACACGUCGACCCUGAGCGCCACCGAGAACAUACUGAUAGCCGGUGGGUUCUACGGAACGUAUCGAUACCGCCACCUCGACUCCGCCGGCGGGCAGGAUUUUCACGAGGGUCGACUCACAAAUCACAUCAGCGGCAUCACAAACCACGUGCAAAUUCACUCGUCCCGGCACUCGUCGACGCCGUUGGCGGCGUUUGCCUCCAACGACAAGGGUUUCCGUGUCGUGGAUCUGUCGCUAAACAAGAUCAUUUCGGAGAACAUGUACGAAUUCGCGAUGAAUUGUUCCGCGCUUAGCCCGGACCAGAGACUUCGCGUCAUAGUAGGGGACCGAGAGAGUGUCCUCAUAACCGACGCCGCGUCCGGGGAGAUCCUCCAGACCCUCGACGGCCAUAGAGACUUUGGGUUCGCCUGCGACUGGGCGCCGGAUGGCUGGACCGUGGCCACCGGAAACCAGGACAGGAGUGUUCGGAUAUGGGACGCCCGCAAGUGGAAGAACAGCAGAGGCGAGAGCACCUCGAUUGCUGUGAUCCGGACCGAGAUGGCUGGCGCGCGGAGCUUGCGCUUUUCUCCCCUCGGAUCCGGGAAGAGGAUCCUGGUUGCUGCGGAGGAGGCUGAUUACAUUAAUCUGAUCGACGCCCAAACGUUUGCGACCCGGCAGACGGUCGACAUAUUUGGUGAGCUCGGUGGGGUCUCGUUCGCCAAUGGAGGCCGCGACCUCAUCGCUUUGUCGUGUGACCUUUGGCGGGGAGGUGUCAUGCGUUUGGAGCGAUGCGACGCCGGCGCGGAAGACACGUUCAGCUACGCACGCAGAAAGGCGGCACAGCCCGGAGGUUGGUGGCGGACCCCCGGCUACGAUUGGAUGCAAAGCCCGGAGCAGGUUGUGGCGGCACCCAAGUCGCAGGAGACACUGACGCAGAAGAGGAGGCAGGCUGCCAUGUCAGAGAACUGGACCUUCUGA